Paramisgurnus dabryanus is the source of this 1443-nucleotide messenger RNA. It is a transcript of the gene p2rx2, whose product is annotated as purinergic receptor P2X, ligand-gated ion channel, 2. Gene Ontology annotation, cellular component: signaling receptor complex; plasma membrane. The record is from RefSeq and is a predicted model, not a curated record. Gene Ontology annotation, molecular function: extracellularly ATP-gated monoatomic cation channel activity; ATP binding; purinergic nucleotide receptor activity. Gene Ontology annotation, biological process: response to ATP; calcium ion transmembrane transport. NCBI's taxonomy places the organism in Eukaryota, Metazoa, Chordata, Actinopteri, Cypriniformes, Cobitidae.
UUCAGUGGUGAAGAUAAGGACAUACAUUCUGUAGGAAAAAAUAAUAUUUUAAUUUUAAAAUGGGUUGUUUUGAAUUCCUUAAAGACUUUUUCCUAGGAUUUUGGGAUUAUGAGACUCCAAAGGUUAUGGUGGUGAAGGACAGAAAACUUGGAGUCAUAUACCGAGCCGUACAGUUCUUAGUCAUCACAUAUUUUAUUUGGUAUGUAUUUAUCAUUCAAAAAGCAUACCAGGAGACGGAGGACCGUCCAGAUAGCUCAGUCUAUACGGAGUUGAGAGGUGUGGCCAUGCUGGGAGACAACAUUCUAGACACGACAGAAUAUGUCCAACCUUCUGAGGGUGGUGAUGUCAUCAGCACCAUACUUAGAAGAGAAGUGACACAUAAUCAGAGACAGGGCACGUGUGCUGAGCAUUAUGCUGUCGCCAAUGCAAAAUGCAAUAAGGAUUCUGACUGUGUUCGAGGGCAAAUUGAUUUUGGUGGUCACGGUCAGAGGACUGGACGAUGUGUACCCUACUACAACUACACAUUUAAGACCUGUGAGAUUAAAACCUGGUGUCCCAUUGCGGAAUAUGCUGUUAUUAGGGAACCAUGUCUGGAACAAGCGAUUAAUUUCACGGUGUUUAUAAAAAAUGCCAUCCAUUUUCCCAAGUUUAAAGUUCUCAGGGGAAACAUCAAACCAAACAAGCCAAAGAAGCUGACACGUUGCCAUUAUCACCCAGAGACCAACCCUUAUUGUCCCGUGUUCAGUCUCGGCUUUAUCGCAGAGCAGGCCAGAGAAAAAUUCAGUGAACUUUGCCGAACUGGUGGAAUAAUUGGAGUGUUUAUUAACUGGAAGUGCGAUUUUGAUUCGGAUCCUUCCGAAUGCAAACCAACAUAUUCGUUCAGAAGACUGGAUCUGAGAAAAGACCUGCCAACCUCAGGCUACUACUACAGGUUUGCAAAGUACUACAAUAAGGAUGGGGUGGAGUACAGAUCGCUCAUUAAAGCUUUUGGGAUUCGCCUGGAUGUUAUUGUACAUGGACAUGCGGGAAGAUUUAGUUUAAUUCCAACCAUCAUCAACACAGUCACAGCUAUGACAUCAGUCGGAAUCUGCUCAAUCAUCUGUGAUUGGAUCUUGCUGACGUUUAUUGAUAAAAAUGAAGUUUUUAGUGAGCAUAAGUUUGAUGAUAUCUCUAAACAAUCCAGCCCACCAAUAACAACCAGCCUAACGCUUACAUCCUAUGGCUCCACCCACUCUGACCUCUCAGAUGGCGUGCCUUUAUAAAGCACCGCCUCCCACCACCAAAACUACUUUACUGAUGUCAUGCAAUGCCAAGAUGAGUAAACCUUAAAGAAUAUUUUUACAUUAAGGACUUGAUCUGAGGAUUAAGUAUGUGUGGAAUAGUCAUCUACAACACAAAAUGUCACAUUGUUCAGUUCAGCUUUAGACUCGCAACAUUCAAAAC